Bombyx mandarina (wild silkworm) is the source of this 2323-nucleotide messenger RNA. RefSeq names its product importin subunit alpha-5. Gene Ontology annotation, cellular component: cytoplasm. Gene Ontology annotation, molecular function: protein binding; nuclear import signal receptor activity. Gene Ontology annotation, biological process: protein import into nucleus. Lineage: Eukaryota; Metazoa; Arthropoda; Insecta; Lepidoptera; Bombycidae. The record is from RefSeq and is a predicted model, not a curated record.
UUAAUAACAUUAAUUUACGAUGGUUACGAUUCUGACGUCGUAUACUGAAAGUAUUGUAAAUUCAUUGUUGAACUGCAGAGUAAAGUCAGUAUUAUUUAUUUAAUCGUCAUUGCGCAUGGAAUUGCGUCGCAAACGUGCAGAGCUCAGUGUGGCGUUACGAAAACAGGCUCGAGAUGAACAACUCCUUAAGAGGCGUGCAAUGUCCCCGGAGACUGAAACUCCUGUGGAAACAGAGAAAGUCAUGACGCCUGAAGAAAUUCUGGAUGAACUCAAAUCACAAGACCUAACCAGAAAGACAAAUGCAGCACGAGCAGCUCGCAGAAUGCUGUCUCGCGAACAGAAACCACCCAUCUCCAUUAUGGUCAACGCAGGAGUCAUUAAGCCUUUGGUUGAAGCUUUGGAUCAUGAUGAAUGUAGCGAUCUACAGUUUGAAGCAGCUUGGGCUCUCACCAAUAUUGCUUCAGGCACCCGACAACAUACCAUGGCUGUUGUUGAUGGUGGAGCUGUACCCAAACUAAUAAGCCUUUUAGGUCAAGGCGGUGUGGUCGGAGAACAGUGCGCAUGGGCACUGGGGAACAUAGCUGGAGAUGGCCCGGAGACUAGAGAUAUGAUCCUAAAUGCAGGAAUAAUGCAGGCCUUGGUGCCACUUCUAAAUGCACAAACUCCAACCAGUCAACUGAGAAUCGCUGUUUGGACUUACAGUAACCUUUGCAGAAACAAAAACCCUCUAGUGCAAUUCGAUCUUGUAGCCCCAGCUCUACCUUACAUUUCUGAUUUAUUGGAAAUAUCAGAUCAAGAUGUGCUCGCGGACUCAUGCUGGGCAUUGUCAUAUCUGACAGACGGCCCCAAUGAGCGCAUAGAAGGGGUGCAGACUACCAGACAUCUGCUGCCGCGUCUCGUUUCUCUACUAGAACACCCAGCACCUGCAGUCGCCACACCAGCACUGCGAGCUUUAGGAAAUAUGCUCACCGGCUCAGAUAUACAGACAGACCGUUGCCUGGAUGCCGACUGCCUUAAACCCAUAAGUCGUCUCCUGUCUGCAUCUCCUGCUCUCAGUAAGGAAGCUGCGUGGGCUUGCAGCAACGUGUUUGCGGGAACAGCACCACAGAUACAGAGAGCUAUUGACAGCGGGGUGCUGGAGCCAAUCGCUAGGGUCCUGGUGCAUCAUGACAUCAAGUGCCAGAAGGAAGCGGCCUGGGCCAUCACAAACCUGUGCCUUGGAGGCACCCCUGAACAACUGGACGCCAUGCUGUCCUGUGAUAUUCUGUCGCCGUACUGCGCCCUGCUCCAGGCCAGGGACCACCGAGCCAUCAUCGUAGUGCUGGAUGGACUCACUCAUCUAUUGCAGGCUGCGGCGAAAUACGAUCAAGUUAGAGGAAUGUGCAUAAAGCUGGAAGAGAUUGGCGCUCUGGACCAAAUUGAGAACCUACAACAACAUGAAAAUGAACAGAUUUACAAGAAGAGCAUCCACAUCCUGGACUCCUACUUUAUGGAGGAGGAGGACGCCAGCACGCAGCCCGCUCACGACCACGAGCAGUAUCAGUUCAGGACAAAUGAUGCAGCCAUACACUUCUAGAUAACUGCAAGUUUUGUUUCAGAAGGGUGCAGUAAGCAAGGUGACAAAAAAAUCUAAUUUAUUGAAUGAAGGGUUUGUCACUAACUUACACAAUACUCAGUGCCUAAAUCUGAGCACAAUCGAAAACUACUUUUCUUUAAAUAUUGCUAACAAUAACCAAUUUAAGAUGAAUGUAAAUUAUUCAUACAGUCCCAAGUCAAAGCAAUUAGACAAUAACUUCUAUUUCAACUAAUCAAUUAAAUGUUGUAUAUCCAUAUGUAACAUUAUUUCUUGUAUUUUUUUAUUUUUACAUUAAUUCCUAAAUUAUGUGAACCAUUUUAAUGUAUAAGCUUGCUUGCACCAGUCACAGUCUUGUCUAGUUUCCGUAGAACAAUUGUAUGUUCCCGUUUGAAGACUGUUAUACCAAAGCUAACAUUUGUGCAAAAUAAUGUAGUGUUCAUUUUCUCUAUUUUAAUGUCAAGAUCUUGUGGCUUUGAUAUACAUGUUUAUAUUUACAGUAAUCAAAAAUACAUUGUUCAUAAAUUUCACUAAACAGCAAUAUUGUAUAUUAGAUAGAUUGGAAGCCACAAUGGGAGUAAUGAGUCCAUUUGGUUCCCAAUAUUUCAAAAGCACAACAUGAGUAAUCGUAGUUGAGUAAUAGAAUUUGUUUAGAAAUCAUAGUAUUAUUGUGAUGAAAAGUUGUUAAGAAUCUUUUUUAUAUUUUUGUCUUUUAAGCUAUUUUUAUAAUAAAGUUCCUGAAAAAUUAAA